Paramecium octaurelia is the source of this 427-nucleotide messenger RNA. The record is from the annotation of a GenBank genome assembly. Lineage: Eukaryota; Ciliophora; Oligohymenophorea; Peniculida; Parameciidae.
AGUUUUUACUUUCUAAAGUUGUAGUGAUAUGAAAAAUUAGGAGUAAGUCAGAAUUUAUUGUGAUGAAAUUAGCAAUUUGAAUGGGCAUUUAUAAAAGAAAAAAAUAAGUUGUAAAAAGGUUGAGGUGUUUUUCUUCCUCAAAAUAGUAGUUUAAAAUUAUUAAUAGAUUGGAUUUAUUCUUCUUUUGAUUAAGUUAAAUAGUAAUUUUAUUAAUGCAAAAGGAAGCACAAAUAUUUUAUAGAGCAGUUCGAAAAUAGUAAUCACUAUGUUAAAAUAUUUAAUUCAAAAUUAAAUCACGCCUUAAUAGAAGAGGUUUCUUUUGAAUGUCCAUCCAUAUUUUAUAAGCGGAAAAAAAAAAUAAAGAAAAUAUACAACCUUUGAAAGUGUUGCCAACUGUAAAGUGAUAAUUAUUAAUAAAAAUUAUUGA